ACGGACACGAACAGGGCCCUUUCAUUUAUGGCUACAGCUCCAUCUUGGCGCUCAGGGACUUUGCCAUGAGCUCAACCGUCGCAGACGGGGGGGGGCAAGGCGCCAGCAAGGACUCCCCCUUUCACAACACGUCCGUAGCAGGCCGCGCAACCUCACAGAUGUUGGAAAGACGAGGAGAGACGGAUGCUGUGGAGGAGCGGGGCCCCAUGGAAGACCCUCUCUGCAUGACCACGAGCCUUGGGAAUACAAGGGAAGGCUUCCUUGGCUUUGCCUCGGGCCUGGUGGCCGGGAUCAUCGGAGUCUUGACGGGCUACCCCUUGGACACCCUCAAGGUGAAAAUGCAGGUGUACGGCUCAGGGUCUCGCGUGGCCCUUCUGGACGAAAAUACCGGGCGGAACCCCGUGCGGAUCGUGCGACAGCUUUUUCGGGGCGUCUUGCCGCCCUUGCUCAGCACCGGCUUAGUUCAAACUUUAAAUUUUGGAGUGUACGACAACACGUUGCGCUACCUCCGAGUGGGACGGGAGGAGCAAAAGCGACAGGCAGGAAGGCAGAGCCGAGGGCUGGAGGAACGAGAGGAGGGUUCGGCGUCCUAUCACGGCCCCAACGUCCUCCCUGACUUCUUCAUUGCGGGCGCGGUGGGGGGGGCAGCGAUCAGCAUCAUCACCUGCCCGGCCUCCCUGGUUAAAAUACAGGUGCAAACGGCCACCAGCAGCAGCGUCACCUACUGGACGGUGUUGGCGGGCAUGCGAAGGAAGGGUCUUGUGGCGGGGUACUACAGGUGA
Molecule: messenger RNA, 782 nt
Organism: Nannochloropsis gaditana CCMP526
Product: mitochondrial carnitine acylcarnitine carrier protein
Exons: 2
Coding region: 66-782 (238 amino acids)
Biological process (GO): transport
Molecular function (GO): transmembrane transporter activity
Source: RefSeq, a predicted model, not a curated record